Cryptomeria japonica (Japanese cedar) is the source of this 1398-nucleotide messenger RNA. RefSeq names its product protein SRG1. The coding region runs from base 116 to 1201 and encodes 361 amino acids. Lineage: Eukaryota; Viridiplantae; Streptophyta; Pinopsida; Cupressales; Cupressaceae. The transcript is spliced from 4 exons. The record is from RefSeq and is a predicted model, not a curated record.
CAAUCUUGUGGGAGGAUCUUUUUUUACUUAUACCACAUUUUCUUUUACUCAGUGCAGUGUUAGUAGACAGGAGGGCGGAAGCAAGUAGGUAGCUUGUUUAGAUUUAACAACUAUCAUGUAUAAUUCAGCCCUGGCAUUUAAUCCAUCUGAUGGAACUUCAAAAAGGUUUUCAGUUCCUGUUGUACAGGAACUGGCAUCUCAGAACCUUCACAGCCUUCCUCAAAGAUAUAUCAGAUCAGAGAAAGAGCGCCCAAAUGCCUUUCCUCUUCAUCAGUUGGAUAUACCCAUAAUUGAUAUGGGAAUGUUUUUGAGAGAUUCGGAUCUCUGCAGGCAAAAGGAGCUGGAAAAACUGGGUAUUGCAUGCCAGCAAUGGGGAUUUUUUCAGGCUCUGAAUCAUGGAAUUCCUUUGUCUCUGAUGGAGAGAAUGAGGGGAAUUGUAAGGGAUUUCAUUCAACUACCUUUGGAAGAAAAGCUCAAGUACGAAGUGCACGAGCUUGAAGGCUAUGGUCAGACAUUUGUAACCUCAGAUGACCAAAUACUGGACUGGGGAGAUACCAUGUACUUGACAACCCUACCUCCAGAGAACAGAAAAAUGGAUCUUUGGCCAACAAAGCCAGUGGAUUUCAGAGAAACCGUGGAUCAAUACACUGUUGAAAUUCAAAAGCUUGGCAAUAAAGUCCUUUGCCUUUUAUCAGAGAAUGUUGGGUUAAAACCAGACUGUUUCAUUAACAUGUGUGGGAAAAUGGCACAGAUGAUGCGAUUGAAUUACUACCCACCCUGCCCAAGGCCAGAUCUGGCUUUAGGCAUAAGCCCUCACUCAGAUGGAAAUGGUUUGACAGUGUUGCUACAGGAUGAUGAAACAAUGGGGCUACAGAUCUGUAAGAAUGGCCAGUGGGUUCCUGUUCAACCCAUCCCUGGUGCCUUGGUUAUCAACAUUGGAGACAUGCUCGAGGUAAUAAGCAAUGGAAUAUAUAAGAGCAUUGAGCACAGAGCAGUCACAAACAUUGAUAGAGAUCGAGUCUCCAUUGCCAUGUUUUAUGGCCCAGGUAGGGAAACAGAAGUGGGUCCUGCUCCUGAGCUCAUAGAUGAGCUGCAUCCCUGUAAAUACAGAAGAUUCAUUCGUGCAGAUUAUAUACGGCAUUUCUUUUCUGGAAAACUUGAUGGGAAGAAGAAAAUUGAAUUUGCCAAAAUCGAGUCAUAACUUUCUUGAUUGACUUUUUUGAAUGUUGGGCUAGGGUGACUGUUUAAGACCUAGGGUGGGCAGGCAAAAGACCUGCAUACUAUUUGAUGAUCUUCUAUCAGGGUUAGUUGGGGCUUUUGAUUUGAGGAAGUGAUCAGUAAUGUAACAAAUUGCAAGAAAAAAUAAUGUUGAAUAUACCUGACUUCUAGUUUUUAACA